AUGGCUAGUACCGAGGAAGUCCUAACGUUUGAGGGUGAAUUAGAGUCGACAGUCGACGACAUCCUCAAUACCUGCGAAAAGUUCCGCAUUCUCGUAGUGGGAAGGAGCGGAGUCGGAAAGUCACAUUUGGUCAACGCCGUCUUCGGAGCCCAAUAUACAGUUGUACAGCACGGACGCACAGCCGGGAGCUCAGAUAUCCGCUGUGAAAUCCAAUCUGAGCAGAAUCCUCGCUUGAUUCUACAUGACUCUCAAGGAUUCUCUCAUGGAGAUGCUGCUAACUUCGAGACUGUAAAGAAGUUCAUUCAUGAACGUAGCAGCAUGCCUGAAACCAAGGACAGACUCCAUGCAAUAUGGCUCUGUACCACGACUCCGGCAUAUGGAGAGCCUUUGCUAGAGAUUGGAGACGAGGAGAUACUCCGCCUGCAGAAGGAUAUCGGCGUGCCGAUUAUCGUCGUGCUCACGAAGUUUGAUCAGCUAGUGACGAGCCUUAUGCCUCCUGCGCAAGAAGAAGAUCUUUACGGGGACGUAGAGGAGGGCUGGGAUAUGAAUGAUGGCGAAUCUGAUCUAAGUAGUGAUCCCGCGACUCCAGUGGCUCAGGUAGCACCUAUCGACAAAUCCAUUCUCUCUCUCGGUCAUGCAAAACUUCAAGAGUUUGUGACAUCUGAGGAGAAACUUAACGGUUUCCCCUGGGUGGCGAUAUCAGUUCAUCCAAAUUACGCAGACACGCUGGAUGAGCUUAUCGAGACAACACGUGGAUGCAUCGAUCAAUCAGUACGCGUCCUCUGGGCUAUAACUCAACAAAAGAGUACUGGUAUGAAGAUCAGAGCUUCGAUCGACGUUGGAAAACAACGUUACUGGCGCGGGCUAUCCACAGCGGUGAAGUUGCCGGGGAGGUCACUCGAUAAAUGGCUUGCAGUUGUCCACAAAGAGAUCGUUCAGCUCUGGGGGUUGUACGACCCGGACAAGGCGCGUGACAGCUUACCUUUAAUUCUCGCUCCCGCGUCUAAGAUCACUACAGCCACCAUCUCUGCACUUCAGGCCGAUCUAGUCGAAAAACGUAGUGGGAUCCUGCAACAUGUGUCUGCCGGCACCAUUACUACUGUCGCAGGCAUCGUAUCUGGAAUCGUUCCUCCAGCGGCCCCGUUCGCGAUGCCCAUCGCCGUCGGUCUGGUCUUUGCGACAUGGGUAUACGAAGCCGUCGCGGUCACAAUCGACAUUGAUGGAAUUGCCUCUAGUCCCGCUAUUCUGCGAGGCAUGAUGGGCUACAUCGUCGACCUCACUAUCGUCAUGCAAAGUCUAUUUCUCCUUAUGCAGGCUCGUCGGGAAGCCUCGAAAUCGACUUUGGUCACUAAAGAGCUCUUCGAGCUCGCCUUGCGCUCCUAUACGCACAAUGUGGCGCAUUCUCCGAGCAGUGCGCACGAUGCAAUACGGUCGUUCGCGACACGUUCGAAGGCUUUCAAAAGCCAGGAGGUUAUCAAGGAGGUUGAGAGGCUGAUUGAAGUUUAUCGGUUCCAACCGUCAGAGCGUUUCGUUACAGAGGCAAAGGGCUCCGUCGGGUCCGAAACGAGCAUGACUAACUGA
Molecule: messenger RNA, 1581 nt
Organism: Stereum hirsutum FP-91666 SS1
Lineage: Eukaryota; Fungi; Basidiomycota; Agaricomycetes; Russulales; Stereaceae
Exons: 14
Coding region: 1-1581 (526 amino acids)
Molecular function (GO): GTP binding
Source: RefSeq, a predicted model, not a curated record